Charadrius vociferus (killdeer) is the source of this 3177-nucleotide messenger RNA. RefSeq names its product C-type lectin domain family 16, member A (gene CLEC16A). Gene Ontology annotation, cellular component: endolysosome membrane; late endosome. Gene Ontology annotation, biological process: regulation of autophagosome maturation; endosomal transport; endosome to lysosome transport. The record is from RefSeq and is a predicted model, not a curated record. Lineage: Eukaryota; Metazoa; Chordata; Aves; Charadriiformes; Charadriidae.
CUUAUAAACAGUAUAGACCUUUUGAAGUACAUGUAUCAUGUUUUGACUAAAAAUACAACAGUAACAGAUCACAACCGCAACCUGCUGGUAGAGACUAUUCGUUCUAUAACAGAGAUCCUUAUAUGGGGGGAUCAGAAUGACAGCUCAGUAUUUGACUUUUUCUUGGAGAAGAAUAUGUUUGUUUUCUUCUUGAACAUCUUGCGUCAGAAGUCUGGUCGUUAUGUGUGUGUACAGCUUCUGCAGACUCUGAACAUCCUUUUUGAGAACAUCAGUCAUGAAACAUCACUGUACUACCUGCUGUCUAAUAACUAUGUAAAUUCUAUUAUUGUCCACAAAUUUGACUUUUCUGAUGAGGAGAUCAUGGCAUAUUACAUAUCAUUUUUGAAAACUCUUUCUCUGAAGCUCAACAAUCAUACUGUACAUUUCUUUUAUAAUGAGCACACUAACGACUUCGCUUUGUACACUGAAGCUAUUAAAUUUUUUAACCACCCAGAAAGCAUGGUCAGGAUUGCUGUUAGGACUAUAACUUUAAAUGUCUACAAAGUGUCAUUGGACAACCAACCUAUGCUGCAUUACAUUAGAGAUAAAACUGCUGUCCCUUAUUUCUCCAAUCUCGUUUGGUUUAUUGGAAGCCACGUGAUCGAACUGGAUAACUGUGUGCAGACUGAUGAAGAGCACAGAAAUAGAGGCAAACUGAGUGAUCUGGUGGCAGAACACCUUGAUCAUUUACAUUACCUUAAUGAUAUCCUUAUCAUUAAUUGUGAAUUUUUAAAUGAUGUGCUGACAGACCACCUACUUAAUAGGCUCUUUCUUCCCCUCUACGUGUAUUCAUUAGUAAAUCAAGAUAAGGGUGGAGAGCGUCCAAAAAUAAGUUUCCAAGUUUCUCUCUAUCUUCUUUCUCAAGUUUUUCUAAUUAUACAUUACGCCCCCUUGGUGAACUCAUUGGCUGAGGUUAUACUUAAUGGUGACCUUUCGGUGUUUUCUUCUAAAGUCGAGCAAGAUAUACAGAAAAACUCAGCAAAGUCAAGUAUCAGAUGUUUCAUAAAACCAACAGAAACACUUGAGAGGUCUCUUGAAAUUAAUAAACAGAAAGGGAAGAAGAGGUUGCAGAAAAGACCCAACUAUAAAAAUGUUGGUGAAGAAGAUGAAGAGGAGAGAGGAUCUGAAGAUAACCAAGAUGACCUAGAUAAAAGUAAAGGUACAGAAGCAAGUUCAAAGGGCCUCAGAACAAGCAGUGAAAAUGAAGAAAUAGAGAUGGUAAUCAUGGAGAGAUGUAAACUGUCAGAAUUGUCUAUCUCUGCUGUGACAGAACAGAAUACAACAGAUGAAGAAAAGAGUGCAGCUGCCUCUGGGAGUGAGAUAACAAACUUGAACAGGCCUUUUCUUGAUAUGGUCUAUAAUGCACUAGACUGUGCUGACGAUGAUUACUAUGCCCUCUUCGUGCUCUGUCUUCUAUAUGCAAUGUCACAUAACAAAGGAAUUGACCCAGUCAAACUGGAGAGAAUUCAACUUCCAGCUCAACAUGCCGAAGAGAGAAAUUCAUAUAAUCAUGUACUUGCAGAAAGGCUCAUCAGGAUAAUGAAUUAUGCUGCACAGCCAGAUGGAAAAAUCCGUUUGGCAACUUUAGAACUUGGCUGCCUGUUGCUGAAGCAGCUUGUGUUUUCUAAAAAUGGCAGCAUCAUAAAAGAUGUUCACCUUGCUUGCCUUGAGGGUGCAAGGGAAGAAAGUGUUCAUCUCCUCCGUCGUUUCUAUAAGGGAGAAGAAAUUUUUCUGGAUAUGUUUGAAGAUGAAUACCGGAGUAUGACAAUUAAACCCAUGAAUGUAGAGUACUUGAUGAUGGAUGCGUCAAUCUUGUUGCCUCCAACGGGGACACCACUGACUGGUAUUGAUUUUGUGAAAAGAUUGCCUUGUGGAGAUGUGGAAAGAACACGAAGAGCAAUCAGAGUUUUCUUUAUGCUCCGUUCACUGUCACUGCACUUGAGAGAUGAGCCAGAAACUCAGUUACCACUCACAAGGGAGGAAGAUUUGAUAAAGACAGAUGAUGUUCUUGACUUGAAUAACAGUGAUCUAAUUGCUUGUACAGUCAUAACAAAGGAUGGGGGUCAAGUUCAAAGAUUCCUGGCUGUGGAUAUUUACCAGAUGAGUUUGGUCGAGCCAGAUGUUGCCAGACUUGGAUGGGGAGUAGUUAAGUUUGCAGGCCUUUUGCAGGAUAUGCAGGUGACGGGAGUAGAGGAUGACAGUAGAGCUCUGAACAUAAUAAUUCAUAAGCCUGCCUCAAGUCCUCAUUCUAAGCCCUUCCCCAUCCUUCAAGCUACAUUUAUUUUUUCUGAUCACAUUCGCUGCAUUAUUGCAAAACAACGUCUUGCAAAAGGCCGUAUCCAAGCUCGGCGUAUGAAAAUGCAGAGAAUAGCAGCUCUCCUGGAUCUUCCUGUUCAGCCUUCAACUGAAGUUGUUAUGGGUUUUGGACACAGCUCUGCAGCUACAGCUCAACACCUUCCGUUUAGAUUUUAUGACCAGUCCCGACGUGGUAGCAGCGAUCCUACAGUACAACGCUCUGUUUUUGCAUCUGUUGACAAAGUUCCAGGCUUUGCUGUAGCCCAGUGUAUAAAUCAGCACAAUCCAUCACCACUCUCAUCACCGUCACCUUCCAGUGGGAGCACAGGGCGCUGUGAUUCAGUGACUGCCAGCUCAACAUCCACUCCUUCUGCUACACAGAGCCCAUCAGAUGAUGCUUCAGCUCCAGAGCAGCCUCAGAUGUCCAUUUCUGGUCAGAUGAUCGUUUCUGGUCAGACAAUGUUGACUGAUGAAACUCUUUCAGCUGUCUCAAAGUCUAGCAAGAAUGCUGUAAAAAACAGUGACAUAGAAACAGCAAACCUGUCUCCUAGCCUGAUUCCUGCACAGCAGCCAACAAUAUCGUUAAUAACAGACGAUAAUACGGAUGCGCUAAGUGUCGAGUCACUUACGCUGGUGCCACCAGUUGAUCCACACAGCAUUCGAACUUUCAGCUGCAUUUCUCAGUCCUCUUUGCAAUCUGAAGUUGAAGUUUGCAAGGUAAAAGAGGUAGAGGAAGAAUGUCUGACUAAAGCCAGCCUGCAGACUGUGAUAAACAGUGAAGCAAAUGCAACCAAAUUCUUCGUUGUUUUUUCUUUGGGAGUGCAGAUACUUCUUGAAGCUUGA